Colletes gigas is the source of this 5237-nucleotide messenger RNA. It is a transcript of the gene Galphao, whose product is annotated as guanine nucleotide-binding protein G(o) subunit alpha. The coding region runs from base 754 to 1818 and encodes 354 amino acids. The transcript has 9 exons. Gene Ontology annotation, biological process: adenylate cyclase-modulating G protein-coupled receptor signaling pathway. The record is from RefSeq and is a predicted model, not a curated record. Gene Ontology annotation, cellular component: heterotrimeric G-protein complex. Lineage: Eukaryota; Metazoa; Arthropoda; Insecta; Hymenoptera; Colletidae. Gene Ontology annotation, molecular function: GTP binding; G protein-coupled receptor binding; G-protein beta/gamma-subunit complex binding.
UCAGUCGUGCACCGGAGCCCACCAGGGACGCGUCCAGCUCCUCGAACGCUUCGAGUUGCUCGUUCGCUCGGAUCUCUCUCUUUUCUCUCGACCGACCUUUUCAUAAACGGUCCGCCAGAGCUGUCGCACAGGUGUUUAGCGGUGAACAAAAGCUCACGGUUAUCGUCCGGAAAGAGAGAGAGCUAAACGUGAGCUUAGUGUUUUAUUUCUCCCCUCUCCUGUCGAUUAUUCUUCAACCGUACCUUAGAUUUUUUAUACACCGCAGCCCCUCGAUCGGUUCGUCAACCGACGAUCAACCAGUAAUCCGAUCUACGCGAUACCGUUUUCGAAUUUUCGCACGCCACGGGUACGCGUUCAGUUUCGUGUCAAACGCAACUCGCCGGUCGUAUCGAUUCGAGAGGCGAUACGGGCGUACGUGCGUACAUAGAUACACACGCGUAGAGUGAAACAAGUGAAAUAUACGUGGAAGAGGUGCGUAGAGAAAAAGGUUUCGGGAGUAUCUACAGGCGUCUAUGUCCGCGCCCGGAGAGACGGAGAGCUACCCUGGCACCUAGCGGACGACGCGGGGUGGCUUCACCAAUAUAACCGUCGGAAGAACUUACCCCCGGUCUCCUCUAUGCGAUUUGGCGUGGAAUACAGUAGUUGGGAAGAAACAAUUGAAUGUGAUCCGAGUAUAGUUGUAGAGACAAGAAAGAAGCGCUCAAGGGAAUUUAGUUGUUGGUGGUGGCAUUUGUGAGGGCAACCUGUGGCAAGAUGGGCUGUGCCAUGUCGGCGGAAGAGCGGGCCGCCUUGGCCCGUAGCAAGCAAAUUGAAAAGAAUCUAAAGGAGGAUGGCAUUCAAGCUGCCAAGGACAUCAAGCUACUGCUGCUUGGCGCUGGCGAGUCUGGAAAAAGUACUAUCGUAAAACAAAUGAAAAUUAUCCAUGAAAGUGGAUUUACACCCGAAGACUUCAAGCAGUACAGGCCGGUUGUGUACAGCAACACGAUACAAUCUCUAGUUGCUAUUCUCAAAUCGAUGCCGACAUUAGGCAUCAGCUUUACGACUAAUGAACGAGAGACGGACGCGAAAAUGGUAUUUGACGUAAUCCAAAGAAUGGAGGACACAGAGCCCUUCAGCGAGGAGCUCCUAGCUGCGAUGAAGAGGCUUUGGGCAGACAACGGGGUCCAGGAAUGCUUCGGCAGGAGCAACGAGUAUCAACUCAACGAUUCGGCGAAAUAUUUCCUGGACGACCUAAACCGAUUAGGAGCAAGGGAUUAUCAGCCUACAGAGCAAGAUAUUUUAAGGACUCGUGUUAAAACCACGGGUAUAGUUGAAGUCCACUUUAGCUUCAAGAAUCUUAAUUUCAAAUUGUUCGAUGUGGGUGGCCAAAGAAGCGAACGUAAGAAGUGGAUACACUGCUUCGAAGACGUUACCGCGAUCAUAUUUUGCGUUGCGAUGUCCGAAUAUGAUCAAGUCCUGCAUGAAGAUGAAACGACGAAUCGAAUGCAGGAGAGUUUGAAGCUGUUCGACUCAAUUUGCAAUAACAAAUGGUUCACUGACACCUCGAUUAUUCUCUUCUUGAACAAGAAGGAUCUCUUCGAGGAGAAAAUUCGCAAGUCACCGCUCACGAUUUGCUUCCCUGAGUAUGCCGGGGCGCAAGAGUUCGCAGGGGCCGCGGGGUACAUCCAGACGCAAUUCGAGGCGAAGAACAAGUCAACCACUAAAGAGAUCUACUGCCACAUGACUUGCGCCACUGAUACAAACAACAUUCAGUUCGUGUUCGACGCAGUCACAGAUGUCAUUAUCGCCACUAAUCUCCGUGGUUGCGGUCUCUAUUAGGAUAAAUAUUCUCGUCGCGGAACCGAUCGACCGACACACACUCACAAUCACACAUAAACACGACAGACAUGUUGCGAGAACGAGGGACAUCGUGAGAAUGAGGGAACACGUGAGAAUGAGAGAGUGAGAGACUGACAGCUGGAAUGAAAGAGGGUGAUAGAAGGUGAGAGAAAGAGAGGGACACUUAAGUACCACCGCUACUACUACCGACCACCUGCGGAUACCUUCUCAACUUUGUUUUCUUUAACAAGAACCCUUUCGUCCUAUCCCUUUGGACGUUGUCUUUUCUUGCGGUAAACGAACAGCUAGAAUUUAGAGGAGAGAGACCCCACUAACUAACCGACUCUGCAAAUGGGGAUUCAGCAUUUAAAGCCAAUGCAAUGAUUACGUUCUCGAGCUAAAAAGAACUGAAUCUCUGUGCUUAAGUAUCUUUAAGUUAUGUAAGUUACUAUUACGCCAUAUUUGGAGUUUCAUUGAAUUUCGAUCAGUCCGCUUUUCCACCAAGUUAACUUCCUAGUAAGAACAAACUUCGAUAAUCGUAUUAAUUCUGGAAGUUACGAACAAUACAUUAACUUUCUACUAAUCCAUCCGAAUACCGGCCUGUUGAUCAGUUACCUCAGUUUCUAGGAACUAGAACUUACAUAAAUUAGAGAUACUUGAACGUUCGUUGCAAACAGUUCAAUCUAAUCGGUUUUAAUAGCUCAUCGAGACGAAUUAAUUGCUUGUUCAAAGCAAUGUAACUUGUCCGAUCAACGAAGAGUGAAAAGAUUACACGCAAGUCGAAGACAACAGUUCGAUCCUCGAAGAUUUGGCGUUUAAAUGAAAAAUUGUAACGAGACUCACUGAUGAUCGAUUCAGAUUUUUAGCACAAAGACCAAUCAUAAAGCACACUUGGAUCUCAACAUUUUCUAAUCUAAUUUUAUUGCGAGUUAGCAAGCGAGUCGUCAACGUGUAAAAUACGUAGUUCCUAAUUUUCUUUGCUUUAAUUUUCAUUUAAAUAUCAAUUCUCCUCAUUUUCAUUAAGCGAUUCCUUUCAGUGAUUUUAUCUUUGCAACAAAACCGAUCUAAAAGCAAUGAAAUAUACGUGUUAUAAAUAUAAAAUUUUAAUAAUAGAAUUAUUGUUGAUCGCAUAUUUUGCCAGAAAGCAAAUAUGGUUUUGUCAUGAAAUUAUUAUUAUUUAUUCUACGACGAUUAUGAGUAUCGAAUUUUAUCAAUUUUCUACCUGGAAGUGUCUCUGAACGUUUUUUGUCGUACAAAAUACGAUUAUUUCCCCCCUCGUACAUUGUACAACUAUUAUUCAACGUCUUAGCUUUACUUAAACGAGUACGUUUAUUGUUUAUUGUCGGUCGCAUAAGUCGCGCACAAGUAAUCGACGAGAAAAUACGUGCUUUGCAAUUUUUUAAAUGUCGUUUAAACACGUCGGUUGUUUUUUUAAACAAUGACGCGGUAAUGUUAAGUUCUCGAUCAGUUGCUUUGAAUCGGAAGACUGAAUCAGAAAAAUAAAAGAUCGCACGAUCAAUGUCGGAACACUAAGGACCACCCAGAAUGCUCAAUGCUUUGCCAAUGUAAACGUUUUAAAAUUGUGUCGAUCGAAAGAUUAAAAGGCUGAGUACAUGAAACAAUUUAAAUGAAUUGUAACACUCGAACGCACAAAAAUUCAAAACUCAUGAUAUAUAAAAGGAAGUUUAAAAUUAAGCCGAUUGCAAAAUUCACAAUUAAAAUUGCACAAUUUUAGUUUAUCGAUGUUUUCGAUUAAUCUUCGGGAUUCUGAAAAUUUUAAUAAUUUAACUCGAAGAAUAUUAAAGCUGAAAAAAUCGAUGAUAGAUAUUGUUUCAUGUCGAUCGAAAGAUUUACGUGUACUUGUACAUUUUGAUACUUUUUAAACUGACUUAAAAGUCUAUUUGUUUCAUCGAUACGCACAUUUACACAAAUUUACAAACAUUUCCGCACAGUUGCACACGCACACGCAUAUACAUAUUUUUGGAUCGAAACAGAAAUAAUCUUCGCGUCGUUAAAAGGACGAAAAAAACUGAUUCCACCGAGUAAACUAGAAAACAGUUGUGAAACUUCCAUUGUUGGAACAAGUUUCUCUUACAGAUUGUUAAAUUUAUGUUCUUAACAAUAUUUUGGAAGUUUGCGAACAUAAUUUUGUUUACUAUACGUUAAAAAAUAGUGAUUUACAACUACGAAUGAAACAUUCCACGUACAAAUGCAGUUCUCUUCCAUUCUUUUUUAAAUGAAAUAUUUAAUUAAUGAAAAUUGCAGCUGCAAAUUUAUCUCAAGAAUUUUCUAACAAAUUAUUUGAUCUAGCGAUUUGUUUAUUAACUUUGACAUCGUAGCGGAGAUUAAGAAAUAUAUUUUAUGACGCUUUUUGUUGGGAUUUUAACUACAGAAACUGUAGUAUUUUUUUUUAAAUUUGAAUGCUCCUGUCUAAAAGUGUUUCAAUGCAUUUAUAUAUAAAUUAAUAAUACUUGCAUAAAUUUUCAAACGAUCAGUUUAGAAGAAAUGUUGCAGUUGCAACUCCACGUUAUUAUAUUAUAAUUUAACUAAUAACCGAGGAGAGUGUUUAACCAAAAACAACCAAAGAACCGAGUAGAACAAUAAUUAUGACGUAACAAAUUAAGUAAUCUCGAAAUUGAUAAUAGUCUGAAUCACGUGUAAAGAAAAGGGCAAGAGUGUAGCUAUUACUUUUCUUUCGACCACGAGUACCAAAAAAGAAAACAUUUUUUUCAUUCAGGCUUCGACGUUUUGUUUCUGUUUUUACGCUGAUUUUAAGAAUUAUUUUUAUAUCGUUAGUUGGAUCUAGGGAUACAAAAAUAGUAUUAGUGUCACCGCUGUUGCCAUAUUACUAUAAAAUUCAUACACGCAUAAACACACCCUAAUUUUAGGAGUUAUGGAUUAAUUAAUGAAUUAAUUAAGUAUUUCUAUAUGUAGUAGCUAUAAUUAUGUAUAAAUAAGUACAUACAUAGAAUUUCUAGUCAAGUUAGGAAAAAGUACUAACUCGUGCAAACACGAUCGAGGUAAAGAUUAGUUUAACAUUGAACAAGAAAGAAAUCUUAUUUGAAUAUUAAUUGAAUUCGAUCUGGUCGUUAAUUGAAAUAUACCAAAUAAAUUGCACUUAUGUAGUCGAUGGUAAAUAAAAGAAAAGAAAAUGUUUUUCUAAGUUAAAAAAUAUAUUUUAAUGGAAAAUGAUUGUUUCGUUUAACGCGUUUAAUCUAAACAGAAAAUUCUAGGAUAUGGUAUAUUUACUUAUUAAUCGAAGAUGUUUAAUUAAUUUUGUUGGAAAUUCAAAUCCGAACAAAACCAUUGAAACAUUGUGACAGCGUAGAAUAAAGAAAAUUUUUUUAAUUAUUUGCGAAAUUAGGAAAGAACUGUUAAAAUAUUUAAAACGAACCUAUAGUCCGGCUGACGAAUAAACC